GAUGCUGAUUUCUCACCCUCCUGCACUAGUGUGGGCCCGACCCUUGGCGCAGUGAAGAUUGCCCAGUUCUUUGAAGCUUGCCCUGAGCUAGGGCGCCCAAUCCCAGGGACCCACAGGGCCCCUCACCCGCGCGCCCUCUGCUCCCACCCCAUGCUGUCCCGGCAGGCUACUUCCUGUCCUCUCUUUGGGAGCCACCCAGGUCGCGGCCCCUGAAGGAGGACAGCAAAGGUGGCCAGGAAGCAGAGGCUCCAGUUGCAGCUCUCCUCCCAUCCUGUGCACAAGGAGACUGGGCCCCUGCUUCUGACCCUGGAAGGAAGAACCUCUGGAGAUGUCUUCCAAUAAUGACCCUGUUACAAUCCCGAUGAUAGAAAUAAAUCCCAGUGACCUUCCUGGAAUGGACACCAGUGACCCGGACACAUUGACUGGAGAGGCUGUGUUGAGUUUUCAUAACAUCAGCUAUCGAGAGACAAUACAGAGUGGCUUUCCAUUUCGUAAAAAAACAGAGGUGAUAAGAAGACUAUCUAAUAUCAAUGGGAUCAUGAGACCUGGCCUCAAUGCCAUCAUGGGACCUGAAGAUGGGAGCAGAUCUUGGUUAUUGGAUGUCUUAGCUGCAAGGAAAGAUCCACGUGGAUUAUCAGGAGAUAUUUUGAUAAAUGGGAAACCUCGACCUGCUAAUUUCAAAUGUACUUCUGGUUAUGUACCACAAAAUGAUGAGGUGAUGCAAACGGUGACUGUGAGAGACAAUAUAGAGUUCUCAGCGGCUCUUCGACUCCCAAUAACUGUAACAAGUGAUGAAAGAAAAAGACGAAUUGAUGAGAUCCUUGAACUUCUGCAUCUGGAUAAAGUGGCAAAUGUCAAGCCUAGAUCUAAGGAGCUCAGGAAAAGGACCAGUAUAGCAAUGGAGCUGGUCGCUGAGCAUCCCAUUCUGUUCUUGGAUGAUCCCACCACUGGCUUAGACUUGAACACUACGACUGAUGUCAUCUCAGUUCUGAGAAGGAUGUCUAUGAGGGGACGGACAAUCAUCUUCUCCAUUAAUCAGGCUCAAUACUCCAUCUUCAGAUUUUUUGAUAGCCUCACCUUAGUGGCCUCAGGAAAAGUCAUGUAUCACGGGCCUGCACAAGAGGCGUUGGAGUACUUCACAUCCGCAGGUUAUGAAUAUGAUUCCCACAACAACCCUGCAGACUUCUUCCUGGACAUCAUUAAUGGAGGUUUCUCUGCUAUAUUAGACACAGAGGAAGAAGGCCAUAAUGCUGACAUAUAUACAGAACUUUCUGAGAGACGGCACCAAGUCACAGAAAAAUUAGCCAACAUGUAUGUACAGUCCUCCUUAUACAGAGAAACGAGAACUGAACUGGAUCCACUCUUGGGGGAACAGAGGGCAGGGAGGAACUCAGCCUUGGAGCAGAUCACAUAUGUCACCCCUUUCUGGAAUCAGCUUUGGUGGAUUAUCUGUCGUUCAUUCAAAAAUUACUGUGGUUUUCCACAGGUCACUGUGAUUCAGGCAAUAAUCACAAUCAUUCUGGCGGUGUUGGUGGGCGUCGCUUUCCAUUACCUACGAAAUGAUUGUACUGAAGUCCAGACCAGAGCUGGCCUGCUCUUCGUGGUCACCAUCUUCCAGACCAUCACAAGUGUGUCUGCUGGGGAGCUCUUUGUGAUUGACGAGGAUCGCUUUCUACAUGAGCAUACCAGUGGAUACUACAGAGUGUCACCAUAUUUUCUUGGGAAAUUGCUGGCUGAGCUGGUACCCAGGAGGUUAUUACCAAGUAUUAUAUUUACUGUUGUAUUAUUCAGCAUAGCAGGAGUAAACACAGAUGUGAAGAGUCUCUUCACUAUGUAUUUUACCAUCACGAUGUUGGCUUAUUCUGCCAGUUCCCUGUCACUGUCUUUAAGGGCAAGGCAGAAUGCAGUGGCUGUGCCAACACUGUCGGUGACCAUCUACUUUCUGUUCAUGCUGUUUUUCUCAGGUCUGUCAAUAUAUUCAGAAAGCUUAGUACCUGGGCUCUCAUGGAUUCAGUACUUCAACAUUCCUCAUUAUGGAUUUAUAGCUUUGCAACACAAUGAAUUCCUGGGACAAAACUUCUGUACAGAACAUAACACAGCAGAAAUCAGUAGAUGUCAGAACUAUGUAAUAUGUACUGGUGAAGAAUUUUUGAUGAUCCAGGGCAUUGAUCGCUCAUCAUGGGGCUUCUGGAAGAAUCAUGUGGCCUUAGCUUGUAUAACGAUUAUCUUCUUAUCAAUUGCCUAUGUGCGGUUAUAAGCUCUUUAGAAAAACAAACAUUUUUAAAUCACUCUUCCACUUUCCUUGAAUUAAUUUGACAUUAUUUUUUGGUAUUAUUUAUUUAUUAUUUAAUUUUUUAUUAAGAAAAUUUUUCCACUCAUUUUACACACCAAUCAAAGAUCUCCCUCUUCCCUCCUCCCUCCCCCACCACCUCUCCCUCCUAAUCCACACCCAACUCCUUCCCACAAGAAGGCAAGGCCUCCCAUGAAGAGGCACAUCCAGUAGAGGCAAGUCCAAGCCCCUCCCACUCAAGGCUGUGAGAGGUGUCCCAUCAUAGGUAGUGGGCUCCAAAAAGCCCACUCAUGCACCAGAGAAGGAUUCUGAUCCCACCUCCACAGCCUUUGAUCCAACUUUCGUGAGUUCCCACUAGUUUGGUUUGGUCGUCUCUGCAGGUUUCCCCAUCAUGAUCCUGAUACACUUGCUCAUAGAAUCCCUCUUCUCUCUCCCUGACUGGACUGCUGGAGCUCUGCCUGGUGCCUGGCUGUGGAUCUCUGCAUCUGCUUCCAUCAGUCAUUGAAGAAAAGUUCUGUGAUAACAGGGUAUUCACCAAUCUGAUCUCUGGGGAAAGCCAGUUCAGUUCAGGCACCCUCUCCACUAUUUCUAGUAGUCUAAGUUAGGGUCUUCCCUGGGGAUUCCUGGGGAGUUCCCAAGCACCUGGUUUCUCUCUAUCCCCAUGAUGUCUUCCUCUCAACAUGUAGUUUCUGGAAGAAUCACGUAGCCUUAGCUUGUAUAAUGAUUAUCUUCUUAUCAAUUACCUAUGUGCAGUUAUUAGCUUUUAAGAAAAAGAGACAUUUUAAAAUCACUCUUCCACUUUCUUUGAAUUAAUCUGACAUUUAAAAAAAUAAAAACUUUGCUGGUGGCCAUUCCAGGGGAACAUCAGGGAGCACUUGAAUUCAGGAGUUUGGCCCACUAGAAUGUAAGGCACUGAUGGGUGAAUCUUGGAUAGGCAAGGCCCUGAGGGCUUUGGCUUCAGAAUGUCUCUUGCUUCUGCUGUGCCUUUACAUGUUUGCUGCGGCUAUAUUUUUCUGGUAUCUGGCAUGGUGUGAAUGGGGGUGGGGGAUCUCCACUGCCUUGAAUGUAAUGUGAUUAUCUCAUGGAAAUUUCCUGUUCUACUGGGCCUUUUAACUUGAUUAUUAUGAAGAUGAUUUCCUCCUGACCUGUACUGUUUAACUGAAGUAAUGAUUUUAUACAAUAAUAGUGGUAGUUUAGAUAGAAUUUUGAUGAUUAAGGGUUUUGAACACAUGUAGUAAGGGAUUAUGAUAGAGGUUAUUUUAGUAGGAAAAUUAUUAUAGGUAAACAUAAGAUAUAGUGUUGUCCUCGCCCUUGAUGAAUUGGGGCUGCAGAGCAUAGAAAAUAGGACCAAGGAGGUGUCAUCAGCUGGGACUUAUGAGUUUCUCUUGAGGAGCCUAUAGACUGUGGUUUAGGUGAAUGAUUAAGGAAAACAAUCGAGUCAGAGGAAUUAGCUCAAGAUCUUUUCGAUAUUGGAAAAUGUGUUCAUGGAGUUUGGAGUGCAUCAUAGCUAAAACAAAGCUUUAAAUAAUACUUCAUGUAACUAGAAAACAAAGAAUUGGAUGGUUAGUUAAAAUAAUUGGGCAAACUCUAAAGUAUGAAAAGUGAAACUAGUUAUCUGUUUUUAUGGCAAUUGUAAAAACUACUGUCUGUUAGCAGUUAUGGCUGAAAGGCUCCUGAUCUAUGAGAAUUUUAAAAGAUCAAUGUUUAAAUAUGUGGGUGCUUGGGGACAAUUUGCUUUUUACUUGUAAUAUGUAAAAUGUUUACUCUUGUAAGGGAAAUGGGAAACAUGCUUUUUUUUUUUUUUACUUGUAUUCAUUGUAACCAUUCACUUAAAAAUAGAUUGUAACUACAUUGUAAUUUUUAUUUUUCUUGAAAGAGUCUGCUGGGGUAUAUAAGCUGUAAGGGAAAAAAUACAGAAUUUAGAAGGAAGACAUCAGGAAGUAGUGAAAAGGAAGUCAUUAGGAAGUAGUGAGGAGGAAGACAUCAGGAAGUAGUGAGGAGGAAGACAUCAGGAAGUAGUGAGAAGGAUGUCAUUAGGAAGCAGUGAGAAGGAAGUCAUCAGGAAGUAGUGAGAAGGAAGUCAUCAGGAAGCAGUGAGAAGGAAGUCAUCAGGAAGCAGUGAGGAGGAAGUCAUCAGGAAGGAGUGAGAAGGAAGUCAUCAGGAAGUAGUGAGAAGGAAGUCAUCAGGAAGCAGUGAGAAGGAAGUCAUCAGGAAGCAGUGAGAAGGAAGUCAUCAGGAAGUAGUGAGAAGGAAGUCAUCAGGAAGCAGUGAGAAGGAAGUCAUCAGGAAGUAGUGAGAAGGAAGUCAUCAGGAAGUAGUGAGAAGGAAGUCAUCAGGAAAGAGAAAGAAGGGAAACGUCAGGGUAGAAGAACAGAACAGAAAAAGGAUAUAAUAGGAUAAGCAAUGUAUAGUGGGUAGUCAUUCCAGCUUUGACCUGGAAGCUCUAACCCCCAUUGAGGCUUCGGUAACGGUCCGCCUACAAGGCGGGGCUGAGAGAGGACGCUGAAGACCUGGGAUCCAGAUGCAGGCUCUCUUAGCUCCUGGACCCUGGACGCUGGAGGUAGACCGAGCAGAGUUCUCCAAAGAACACUGCUGGACUGUGCUACGCCUUUCUCAGACUCUGUAAACUAUCCAUUCACUUGUAAGUUACCCCACAAAAUAAACCUCCCUUUUAACUA
This is a messenger RNA of Peromyscus eremicus (cactus mouse), 4969 nucleotides long. RefSeq names its product ATP-binding cassette sub-family G member 3-like. Gene Ontology annotation, cellular component: plasma membrane. Lineage: Eukaryota; Metazoa; Chordata; Mammalia; Rodentia; Cricetidae. Gene Ontology annotation, molecular function: ABC-type transporter activity; ATP binding; ATP hydrolysis activity. The record is from RefSeq and is a predicted model, not a curated record. Bases 329 to 2257 code for a protein of 642 amino acids. The transcript has 16 exons.